CAGAAGAAGGGACUGUUUACAGUUUGGGAACCGGUAAUGGAGUCAGAUGAUGGCGAUGAAAUGCAAUGGCAAACAGUCGAACAGAGAAAGUGGGGCGGGAAGAACCUGUAUUACAAAAUGUACUGCAUUAAAAUGGAGCAGUUUCCAGCAGACGUUCACAGAUUUUGUGAUCCUGAGUUGCAACAUGGGCGAAGAGGAGAGCUGGUUCAUCUACUGAGGAAUGUUGAUGAAUUGAGUUGCCAAAAACUGCAAAUUUUAUUUUCUUUUUCUAUUCCAAAUCUAGAAGCAAUUAAGUUUAUUGCAGGUUUAAAUCAGCCUGUAGUUUCAGCUGGUGCUGGAACCGGAUACUGGGAGUAUCUUCUUCAGAGCCAAGGAGUAGACCUGAUAUCAUUUGAUACAAAUAAUAUUUAUCCACCAGAAAUGCGGUAUUCAGAGAUUUUGACCAGCGGCCCUGAAAUCCUUGAGCAGUUUCCUGACAGAGUGCUUUUUCUGGCCUGGCCAGACAUAGACGAGUCUUCAACGUUUUCUCUUGAUUGCUUGAGCUAUUUCAGAGGGGAUAUUAUCCUUCAUACUGGGGAGUUACUGGGUGAAACACUGUCAGCCAAUUACUGGGGACAGUCAACGUCUCGCAAUUUCCAGCUGGCACUUGCAGAAGAUUUCUGCUGCAUGAGCAGAAUUAAACUCCCAAACUGGCCAGGCCACUUGGACUCCUUAACCAUGUGGAAAAGAAAGAACCCUCAAUCAGUUGUGUGUGAUGGAGCAAAUUUUCAUUAUGUCAAUCCUGAGGACAGAAUGUAUUUAUAAUGAUUAAUUUAGAUAAUUUUGACCAUAAAUCAAUCUCCCUCAGGGGAAGGGUGCAUUUCAUUUAAAUGUUGUCAGUGUACAUUGAAGCAGCUGGUUAUAAAGUUUUUUUGAACUCUUGCUGAAAAGCAAAAUGUAAUUCGCAGUCAGAGAGCUAAGAUGCUUGUGAUACUGAGAACAUAAUUACUUGUGGUUGAUGUGCUUCAAGCUUCAUGACCAAUUGCUCUUCGCUGGCUCAUUUCAACAGAAUCCACCAAAAUGUUCUAGCUGUCUAUUAUAUUUCAUAACUUAAAAGCCUGAUGAGUCUCUCCUGUUGACCAGAUGUCAAAUUUUAAAACAAGCGAUUCCACGGGGGUAACUUGAGCCAAAGAGAGGGAAACAUUUUUAUGACUUUUAUUUGAGUAUUUCAAUAGCCGAACUGAUUGUAAUGAGAUGUUAAACCGAUUACAGUACACAGAUUAUUGUUCUACUACAGAAUGUAGUACAAGUAUACCCAUAGAUUUCCUUUGCAGGCCCUCCCACUGUGCUGUGUUGAUCUGUUGCUUUACUCCUGAAUGCGGCGGAGUGACUGGAUCUGGAAAGUUUGAGCAUGGGAUCCCCACUCUCUCCAGUGCUUGUACUCUCCAGCAUGGCGAUCACAUUCCAUAAUAUACUGGAAGCCACGAUAUCCUGGGUACUGGUAGCACACCCAUCUGAGCCAGAAAAACAGCAUUCUUUACUUAAAUGAACUUCAAAUUUACGUUACGUUGCAUAAACAUGAACCAGACCAUAUAGCUACAGAUGCAUUUAUGUGUCAGAGCAUCUAAGACUGGAUUAUGAGUGUUCAGUGACUACAGAAGCAACAGCUCGAAUAACUCUCUGGUUAUUUUUGAACUAGUUAGAAUUGAUUAACCAAGUUAUUUUCUUCCCCUAAGAUAAAAUGCUAUUUUAGAAAUAGCAAACCUGACAAGACAUCAAGCUGCUAAAUGUACAAGAUUCUACUGAAUCCAGUGAAGUAUCCCUCCUUAAGUUCCAAUGAACUAUCUUUACUGAAAACACUGUACAUGAGAAGGAAUGGUUCAGAGGGGUAUGGGCCAAAUGCACGCACAUGGAAUUAGAUUAAUUUAAGUACCUGAUUGGCAUGGAUGCCUUGGACCGAAGGGUCUGUUUCUGUGUUGUACAUCUUUAUGACUCUAUGACACUACUUACGCGCCAGUUUGAACCUUCAUGGAUCCGACUUCAUUGUUACACCACCCCAUGGCUUGCAAAGAGGGGUAGUCGUCACACAUCUCCCAGUGUCUUCCAAUGAAGUUUUCCUUCUCAAAAAUGACAAUUUUGGACUCUUUAUGAUGCUAAAGGAAAAUGGUAUAUAUACAUUCUGAGUGCAUUUGAAAACGCUGUGUUACAUUUAUGGGUGAAGAGUUAAGAAGUACUUGGUAUACAUCUCCGUAAUUCAAUAUUUUGUAUUUGUCACUAAAAUCUAAGUUUCUAUAAUCUUUCCUUGCAGCAUCUCGCUUUACUCCUGAGAAUAAAAUUGCUAUUCCUGUGCCCUUUUACGUUCAGUUAUAUUAUCUGGAGCAUGCUGACUGCAUCCAAAUACACCUUGUUGUUAUGAAUGCACCCAUCUGGCCAUAAAAAUUUAACACAGUU
Messenger RNA from Stegostoma tigrinum, 2430 nucleotides. RefSeq lists its product as uncharacterized. The record is from RefSeq and is a predicted model, not a curated record. Lineage: Eukaryota; Metazoa; Chordata; Chondrichthyes; Orectolobiformes; Stegostomatidae. The transcript has 4 exons. Bases 37 to 804 code for a protein of 255 amino acids.